Messenger RNA from Galdieria sulphuraria, 1136 nucleotides. RefSeq names its product [pt] octaprenyl-diphosphate synthase. Bases 30 to 995 code for a protein of 321 amino acids. Gene Ontology annotation, biological process: isoprenoid biosynthetic process. The record is from RefSeq and is a predicted model, not a curated record. Lineage: Eukaryota; Rhodophyta; Bangiophyceae; Galdieriales; Galdieriaceae. Gene Ontology annotation, molecular function: prenyltransferase activity. The transcript has a single exon.
UUAUUAACUAAUAAAGUCAAUUAUAAUUCAUGAUAGAAACAUUUCAACUUAUAGAACAAGAAUUAAAUUUGUUAGAAAUUAAUUUAAAAAAACUUGUUAAGUCAAAACAUGCAAUACUAGAUGUAGCAGCUGAACACUUAUUUAGUGCUGGGGGAAAAAGACUACGUCCAGCUAUUGUUUUUUUAGUUGCUAAAGCAACCAAAAAAGAAAAAUCAAUUAAAUUUUUUCAUAGAAGACUUGCAGAAAUUACUGAAAUUAUUCAUACUGCUAGUUUAGUUCAUGAUGAUGUAGUUGAUGAAUGUUCGGUUCGUAGAGGUGUACAAACUGUUCAUACAAGUUUCAGUGUUCCUAUAGCCGUGCUGGCAGGAGAUUUUUUAUUUGGCCAAUCAUCAUGGUAUUUAGCCAAUUUAAAUGAUUUAGAAGUUGUAAAGAUUAUUUCUAAAGUGAUUACUGAUUUUGCCGAAGGUGAAAUUAGACAAGGAAUAUCAAAGUUUAAUCUUUACUUAUCUGUUGAUGAAUAUAUUGAAAAAUCAUUUUUAAAAACAGCUUCAUUAAUUGCUUCAAGUUGCAAAGGUUCAGUUAUUUUAACUGAAAAUAAUUAUCAUAUAGCUAAUAAUUUAUAUAAUUAUGGAAAAUAUUUGGGAUUAGCAUUUCAAAUUGUUGAUGAUAUUUUAGAUUUAAUUUCAAAUGCUGAAGUUAUAGGUAAGCCAAUAGGUUCUGAUUUAAAAAACGGUAAUUUAACAGCACCAAUUUUAUUCUCUUUACCCAAUAUUAAUUUAGUAAAUUUCUUAUCUAAACUAAAAAAAAAAGAAGCAAUAAACUUAAAUAAUUUAAAUUUAGAAAUUAUUAAUCAAUCUGGCGGUAUUGAAAAGGCUGUAGAUUUAGCAUCUGAAUAUAUUUAUACUUCGGUAAGAUGUUUAAAUUGCUUACAAGAUUCUGAAUAUAAACAAUCUUUAAUUACUUUAUGUAAUUCUAUCAUAUCUAAAAUUAAAUAAUAAAAAUAAUAUUUAUUUUUUUAUUUUUUCUAUUAAACAAUCAAAAGUUUCAUUAUCUAUUACAGCUAAUUGUGAUAUUACUUUUCUGUUGAGUGCUAUAUUUUGUCUCUUUAACAUAGCAAUAAAAUUGUUGUAUUUUAA